AACAUAAUGGUGGACCUGGCCGUCUCCAGGAACCCUUUUUCAUAGAGUCACUGGCCGGGAUAGGGGUGGCUCCCCGACAAGCGGCUUCUCCGCUUCCCGGCCCUUAACUAGGGUUUUACUUAACCGGGGAUAGUACCCCCACCGCGGUGGGGGUCCCAUGAUGGGCGAACCGGAGUAAAUCAUAUCUGCCAUAAUGAAGAAAACACACACAAAAAACCAUGCGGAGAACAAAGACGGUGAAGCGGGCAACUCCAAGGGGACAAAGGGAGGUGGGUCGGCAGAGCCCCAAGGAGUGACCCGACGCGAGGGAGUCAGCGUGCUGGCUACGAGAACGCGGAACAAACCAGGCCCGCGGUCCUCUAAGAAGUUCCAAGAACUUCCGUCUCUGGACUCAGAGUGGUCCGAUACGGAGGUGGAGGAUAGGGAGGGCGAAGUCCCCUACACAGACAGCGACAGCGACGAGUCAUCGACCUCUUCUGUGGACCAGAUAACGGGAAAAAGGAAGAGGAGAGGGAGGCCCUCAACGACGGGUGAGGGAUAUAAAAGGAAGAAGAAGGAGCAGGUCAAAAGGGAGAUCCGGCUGCUCAAAGCCGAGAAAAAGGCACUGGAGGAGGUGGCAAACCCGAAGGUGGCCCCAAGAAGUGCGACGCCUGAGAAGGAGACCAUUCGUCGCAUGGAGUCCCUCAGCCAGGAGGAGAUGGCGGCAGAAAUGUUGGAAAACAUAAAUGUCGUCGUCAAGGUCGCCGAAAGGUCGAAGAACCUAAAACGCACAUACGUUAAGGACCUGAAGGCGUCUUCCGCGACACUACGAGCGGCGGCAACGGUGGUGGCCACAAAGCCAGCAGGCCCCAACAGCGCGGCGUCGGAGGAGAUCGAGAGGUGGAAGGAGAGGGUCAGGAGCCUGGAGGACCAGGUGGAGAAACUCACGACCCUCCUCCAAGAGGAGAGAGCCGCAAGGAUUGCGGCGGAGAAGAAGGCGGAGAGGGAAACGGCCACGGUCGAGGAGGUGACCAUGGCCGAGGAAAUGCCCGAAAUGCCGGAAGCAGCGCGGGAGACACGUGACAUGCGGCAGGGGGCAAGCCUUUCUUCCCAGGCCAGGGCCCGAGCGCAAGACCAAGGGAUGCCAGCAAAGCCGGCGAAGCAAAGAAAGCCCAAGGCCCAGGGCCGGAUACAGGAGGCCGCUAAGAGGGAAAGGCUGGUGACAGCGGAGAGGUCCGAAGGUACUGUCCAUCGACCAAUGUUGAGGGGACAGCGCAAAGUGCUGGAGGAUCCGCCUGAAGAAGACGCCAUGGAGGGCAUCAGGCGAGUUAUGGAAGGAGUCUCCAUAAAGGAGGUGGUCUGUGGGGACUCAGACAAGGUGAAGCGCAACCUGGAAAAUUUAAUUACCAGGUGCCAGGGAGCGCUGAGCCGAAUCUCGAAAGGAAAGGAGGAGAGGGGGAAGAGACUCCCAGUCGUCACCAGCGUAGAGGAAGUUAAGGAUAAGGUGAGGCUGAGGGCGAGAGAGACGGCGGCGCGGAUCGUCCGAAACAGCAAGGAGACCAAGCCGAAGGAGGAAAAGAAGCCCUCCAAGGAGGAUAAGAGGGCCCCGGCUCUAGCCAAGCCAACCACCUCCUGGGCGGAGGUGGUGAGAAAGGGGAGGAAGAAGCAGGAAAGCAAGGAGCAAAAUCCGGUGGCGAAAUCCGGGAAGCCUGCGACUACGGCGACCAUCAACGGAGCCGAGAAGAAGGGGCAGAAGGAGCAGCCGAAGAGGAGGUCGCCCAAAACCGCUGCAGUGGCGAUCUCAUUCCCGGAAGGUCAGGCGGCUGAGGGAAUGAGAUUCCUAAGGUCCCAGAUCAAGCUGGAGGACCUGGGAAUAGACAAGGUCAAGAGCAGGAAAGCCUUGAACGGAGCUACCCUGCUCGAGAUAUCUGGAGGUGCCGAAGCUAAGGUCAAGGCAGACGCGCUUGCCACCACAAUAAAAACAGUUGGGGAGGGCAAGGGCGUUAAGGUCACCCGCCCCGAAAAAAGGGCGGAGAUCAGGCUUAAAGACCUAGACGAAUCCGUCUCGGAAGAAGAAAUUCGGGCCGCGGUGACGAAGGCUGGUGGUGGGCUCCCGGACGAUGUAAAGGUGGGCCCCAUCCGGCGGACCCCUGGCGGAAUGGGUACAUGCUGGAUACAGUGUGGACUCGAGGUGGCGAGGAGAACAGCUGAGGCGAGAAGGAUAAGGCUGGGCUGGGUGUCGUGCAGGGUGGAACUGCUCGACCCCCGCCCGUUAGUGUGCUUCAGGUGCCUGGAGAGGGGGCACAUUAGAGCGCAAUGCAGGAGCAGCACCGACAGGAGCAUGCUUUGCUACCGGUGCGGCAAAGAAGGGCAUAAGGCGCAGGGAUGUACCGAAACCCCUGACUGCGCAGUAUGCAAAGGGAGAGGACUGCCCUCCAACCACAAGGCUGGAGGGGCGGCGUGCCGACUCCCGAGCAAAAACGAGAGGAAGAGGGCAGCCAGAAAGAGUAGAGAGGAAGGCCGGGAAAAGGGGCAGACAGCAGGCCAGUCUAGGCAGCAAGAAGAGCCCAUGGAGACCGAGCCGGCGGCGCAAGGGACGCACCCGAAUGAGAGCAACAGCCAGGAGGAGGCUGGGAAGGCGUCGCCUUCACGGCGUUAG
This is a messenger RNA of Vollenhovia emeryi, 2638 nucleotides long. RefSeq names its product neurofilament medium polypeptide-like. The record is from RefSeq and is a predicted model, not a curated record. Gene Ontology annotation, molecular function: nucleic acid binding; zinc ion binding. Lineage: Eukaryota; Metazoa; Arthropoda; Insecta; Hymenoptera; Formicidae. The coding region runs from base 194 to 2638 and encodes 814 amino acids. The transcript has 2 exons.